CGCUUAUACGGGCUCUACGUUUGCGUAAUGCUCGGCACAAUAUUACUGAUGUUAGUCUUGAGCGUUGGAUCGAGUACAGUUGUUCAUCAAGUUUCAAACUCUCUCCCAUUCACGUCCACGCCCACAUCUGGUGUUCUCGGAGUUCUGAUGACUCCUAGUCCUAACCAUUCGCUGUUGGUAAGAAGUAACAGCUCCAUCGAUCAUUCUGGGAUGAAUACUAGCAACAAAUCAGAUUUCUACAUCGGAUUGGGUUUGGCUUUGAGUUCGACCGUCUUCAUUGGGUCUAGUUUUAUAGUAAAGAAGAAGGGGCUGUUGAGAGUUGCGAGGUCGUCCGGUGGACGAGCCGGGAGUGGAGGCUUUGCUUACUUGAAGGAAUGGCUGUGGUGGAUUGGAUUGAUUACAAUGAUUGCUGGUGAAGUGGCUAACUUCUCAGCGUAUGCAUUUGCUCCUGCUGUUCUUGUGACUCCCUUAGGAGCUCUAAGUGUAAUAGUAAGUGCAUUCCUGGCAUCAAUUCUUCUUGAGGAACGACUCAAUUUGCAUGGUAAAGUUGGGUCUCUGCUGUGUCUUCUUGGCUCUACGGUGAUUGUAAUAAAUGCCCCUGAUGAGCAGCAGCUGGAUACAAUGGUAGAAAUUAAAGAGAGAAUAGCAGAUGCAGCCUUUCUGACGUAUGCCGCCAUCGCUAUUGUUGUAUCACUUGUACUGAUCAUUUAUUAUGCACCUCGUUAUGGCAAGACGAAUUUGAUGGUGUACAUCGCAAUCUGCUCACUGAUUGGCUCGUUAUCGGUGACGUUUUGCAAGGGUUUGGGUGUGGCCAUAAAACAGACGUUUCGCGGUCAGAGCCAAGCAGGCAACUGGUUGACAUGGUUGUUUGUGCUGGGUGUGGCCGGCUGUGUCAUCACACAAAUGAAUUACCUCAACAAAGCAUUGGACAUUUUCAACACAUCAAUGGUGACUCCAAUCUACUACGUCAUGUUUACGACGUUUACAAUUAUAUCGUCAGCCAUCUUCUUCAAGGAAUGGCAGGACCUCGACCCCAAGCAGGUGCUUGGUGUACUCUGUGGGUUUACAACUAUUGUGACCGGCGUCUUUCUAAUCCAUGCAUUCAAGGACCUCAAAUUUAGCAUUUCUGACUUGCCAUUUUUUCAUAAAGAUUCGCAGCAGAAAUGGCUCGAAGCAAUGGGCGGUCUAAGAAUGUCUCAGCUGGCGGCUAACGAUGAGGUUGACCAUCUUGAUGAGCUGAGAAAGCGCCAGCAAGAGUUGGGUGAAUUUGGGGAUGAAAUCAGUUUGGGCAGUGAUGAUGAUGAACCCACAGAUGAAAUGUCAAAGUUACAGCCAAAUGGAAAUGUAUCGCGUUCUUGAUAUUUAGUGUUUGUAUAGAGUUAUUAGCCAAUGUGUAUAUACAUGUAUGUAUCGAUGUUCGGUUAGUUUUAUAUUUCCCAACUAUUAAAUCAUAAACAUGGGUUAUAUAUACAUAUGGGAGAUACAUACCAGACAGACAGACCAACCAUUCGAUUUCUUGUUUGUUGAAACAAACCGCACUUGAUGGGUCA
Molecule: messenger RNA, 1550 nt
Organism: Corticium candelabrum
Lineage: Eukaryota; Metazoa; Porifera; Homoscleromorpha; Homosclerophorida; Plakinidae
Product: magnesium transporter NIPA2-like
Exons: 6
Coding region: 28-1359 (443 amino acids)
Biological process (GO): magnesium ion transport
Cellular component (GO): membrane
Molecular function (GO): magnesium ion transmembrane transporter activity
Source: RefSeq, a predicted model, not a curated record